Messenger RNA from Williopsis jadinii, 2469 nucleotides. It is a transcript of the gene APL4, whose product is annotated as AP-1 complex subunit gamma. Bases 1 to 2469 code for a protein of 822 amino acids. Gene Ontology annotation, biological process: receptor-mediated endocytosis; intracellular protein transport; Golgi to vacuole transport. The transcript has a single exon. Lineage: Eukaryota; Fungi; Ascomycota; Saccharomycetes; Phaffomycetales; Wickerhamomycetaceae. Gene Ontology annotation, cellular component: Golgi apparatus; AP-1 adaptor complex; membrane coat. The record is from RefSeq and is a predicted model, not a curated record. Gene Ontology annotation, molecular function: clathrin-cargo adaptor activity.
AUGGUCACCACAUCGCUCAAGUCGUUCAUCAAGAGCGUGAAGUCGUCGAAGACCAUAGCGGAUGAGCGUUCCAUCAUCCAGCGUGAGUCGGCGCUGAUUAGAACGGCGUUCAAGGAUACACACGUUUCGCACCAGACCCGUCGUAUCAACAUCCAGAAGCUGUUGUACCUGUACAUCCUUGGUGAGAAGACUCACUUUGGUCAGAUUGAGUGUAUCAAGCUGCUGGCGUCGCCGAACUUUGUGGACAAACGGUUGGGUUAUUUGGCCACGAUGCUGAUACUGGACGAGAACCAGGAGGUGUUGACCCUGCUGACGAACUCGUUGAAUAACGACAUGAACCACCCUAACCAGUUCAUCGUGUCGUUGGCGCUGACUACGUUGGGGAACAUCUGUUCCCCGGCAUUGGCAAGAGACUUGUACACUGACGUGGAGAAGGUGAUUUCGGGUAACAACAACUACCUGAAGAAGAAAGCUGCUCUCGUUGCGGCUAAGAUCGUGGAGAAGGAUCCGGACCUUGCUGAAAUUUUUGAGCCAAAGGUGAACAACUUGCUGGACUGUACGGACCACGGUGUUCUAUUGGGCGCUUUGAAAUUGGUGAGAAGCCUAUACGAGGUUUCUCCGGAUUCGAGAUCUUUUCUUGUUUCAAAGAUCCCGAAGGUUAUCGAUAUCUUGAAAGGUUUGGCCAAGGAUUUGAACCCAGAGUACGCCGUUUCAGGUGUUGCUGAUCCGUUCCUACAAGUGUCUCUUGUGGAAACACUGCGUCUGAUCUUUAUCGAUGAAGAACACCAGGCCCAGAGCCAUAAGUUCAACGAACAAUUGCACGAUGUUCUGACUUCAAUCACAUCGUACGCAAACAUAUCGUCUUCUUCAAGUUCACAGGCAAAGGGAUCGUCCGCGUCCGUUCUCCAUGAGACGGUCAAGACUAUAUUCUCCAUUCCAAAUCUGGAUCCUGCGCUGAAAGUGUUGGGAAUUAACACUCUGGGCCAACUGCUAAGUACAAAGGAUAACAACAACAGAUAUGUUGCCUUAAACACUUUCUUGACUGUGGUGGAUAUCGAGCCAUUGGCAGUUCAAAGACAUAGAGCCACAAUCGUUUCAUGUUUGAAAGACCAAGAUAUCUCCAUAAAGAGAAGAGCUUUGGAAUUGACUUUUUCAAUAUUGGACUCCAGUAACAUUAGAAUCUUGAUCAAGGAAAUCCUUUCCUUCUUGGAAAACCCUGUGAAUAACGAUAGGGAAUUGAAAACUUAUAUCAUCACAAACGUUACAAAUAUUUUGGGGCAUAAAGAACUCAUUCCAAACGAAAAAUGGAAAUUCGAUACAAUUGCUAAACUUUGUUACCUAGGUGGUGAUUGUUUCUCUUCGACGAUCGUUUCUCAGAUCUUAGCUUUGGUUAUGAAUAUCCCCAACAACGAUGAAUUGAAGAAAUACAUUAUCAACAAGUUAUUCAAGGAGGCAUACACGGAUUCCUCAAAAGAUGGGUUAAACAACAUCGCGGUGUAUCUAGCAGGUGAAUAUGGUGAUUUGUUACUCGGAACAUCCUUGGAAGAUGGUGAAAAGAUAACAGACACUCUUUUAGCGGACUUUUUGGUUGGACUUUCUCAUCUUCAAAACGACGACCCAGUGCUUGUAUCGUUCAUCCUUGCAUCUGCGGUGAAGUUGUCUACACAUGUUCAAGAUUCUUCUGCCAGAUCCAAAUUGAAAAACUAUAUCAAGUCAAAAACCACAUCGGAUAACCUAGGAAUUCAAAUCAAGGCAACGACUUAUCUGGUUUUAUUUGAUGAACCUGAUAACAUCAAAAGAGGUGUCUUGGAUAGAAUGCCACCUCCUGUUAUCACACAAAAGGACACCGUUUCACUCACAAACAGGGCUAAGCAUAACAUGUUGUCCCAAGGUGACGUUGACAAACGUAGAGGAUCUCUUUCAAAGACUGAAGACCUCUUGCUUGACUUGAUGGAUGACGAUACGAUUCCAGCUGACACUCAAAAUAUCAAUGCAACUGACUUACUUGGUGAUAUAUUCGGAAGCUCGGGACCAUCGACAGCAACCCCGCCAAAGAGUUCAAGUGCCAAGAAUGACAUAUUGGAUCUAUUUGGAGGCAAUGCCGAUAAACCUAUUCAGUCUUUCCCAACUGGUGGUAUUGAAGCAUUCCAUAACGACGUUGUAAGAGUUUGUUUCUUACCGAAAAGUAUUGGAGAUGGCCAAGCCAUUAUCGAAACCAUUAUUGCAAAUAAAACUGCUCAUCAAAUCGAAGGCCUACAGCUACUCAUUGCUGUUCCAAAGACUCAGAAAUUGACAAUGACUUCAAUCUCUAACCCAGUGAUCCCACCAAACUCCUUUGCUACACAGGAUCUAAAGAUCGUUGGUAACGCUGGUUCCAAAAUCAAACUGAGGGUUAAGUUUACCUACAACUCUCAAGGUGUGGCAUCUACUGAACAGUUCGACUUUGGGCAAAUUACUGAAACGUUGUGA